CCGGACUUGGAUCCACACGCAACGGCAACCUCCGACGACGCAGGCCGACUGCCUCACUGUACAAGAUGCGUUCAGUGCGCUCCCUCAGCGUGCCCUCCAUCUCUGCGCAUCGAGCCAUGGCCACGCAAGCAAGUGUCCAUGCCCACCCUAAUUACGUGCGCAUCGUCGAGGUGGGCCCGCGAGACGGUCUUCAAAAUGAACCAAAAGUCGUACCAACGGCCAUCAAGCUAGAACUCAUCAAUCGGCUUGCUCGUACUGGACUACGGACGAUUGAGGCGACGUCGUUUGUGUCGAAGAAACAGAUCCCGCAGUUGGCAGAUGGCGAUCAGGUACUAACGACGCUCAAUCGCGCUGGCGCUCUUGAUUAUUCCAACCAGUACAUCCCACAACAUAUCAGCUACCCCGUCCUUGUACCCAAUGAGCGGUACUUCGAAGCGGCAGUCGCUUGUGGUGCUCGUGAGAUCGCCAUUUUUGGUUCAGCGAGUGAAGGCUUCUCCAAGCGCAACAUCAAUUGCUCUGUUGCAGAAGCUCUUGCGCGCUUCAGACCUGUUGCAAAGAGAGCUUUAGAACAAGGGAUUCGCGUGCGUGGCUAUGUCUCUUGUGUCAUUGCAUGCCCAGUGGAUGGCCCAACAGCACCGGAGAAGGUACUCUACGUUUGUCAAGAAUUACUGGCCAUGGGAUGCUAUGAAGUCUCACUCGGUGAUACCAUUGGCGUUGGUACGCCCUUUUCUGUGCGGAGACUUUUGGGUGCGCUCCUUCAUCACAUCCCAGCUGCAAAAUUAGCCGGUCACUUCCACGAUACCUACGGCCAAGGCUGCGCCAAUGUCCUCGUAUCUCUGGAGAUGGGAUUGCGCGUGUUUGACGCUUCCGUGGCAGGUCUGGGCGGCUGUCCAUUCGCAAAGGGCGCGACUGGUAAUCUAGCGACAGAGGAUCUGGUGUACAUGCUGCAAGAGAGUGGCUACAAUACUGGGGUGGAUCUGCUUGCGCUGGCGCACAUUGGAGAUUGGAUCUCAAGGGAGCUGAAGCGGGAACCAUCAAGAGCUGGAAAUGCACUCAUCAGACGUGCGAAGUUGUGAAUGGCUGAUGUCCUUCAACUUUUGCAUACACGGGCGUCUGACUUCAUCAGCAAUGGAGCCUGUCGAGUGAGGCGAAUCAUGUUGUAUUUUUCUGGUGACCUGUCAUCUUCUCAUCUCAUCUACUCAUAUAUUAUUGGAAAAGGUCAAAAGCUGACCGGAAACAAGGCAACAAUGGCCGCUUUCGGAAAGAUUAAGCGACGCGCACAGGUAAAGAAAUUCGAGCGCUGCUGCCUGCUGCUGCUGCUUCCAGAAAUUCACGUGACAUGUCCAGAGAAACGCCUAGAACCUUGCUACUCUCAAAAGCGGGUCACAGAUGACCGCUCCCUUUUCACUGCAGAUGCUUAUGCAAUGGCCAAACCAUCGGAAAUGCAGGCUGCUGCUCAUGCUGCGAGACGUCUGCUGUCAAUCAAAUUGAGCUACUGGUUACAGCUAGCUGUCAUCGCCAGUAUUGCAAUGUAACUUCUGAUUGGGAG
Protomyces lactucae-debilis is the source of this 1549-nucleotide messenger RNA. RefSeq lists its product as uncharacterized. Bases 66 to 1076 code for a protein of 336 amino acids. The transcript has a single exon. Gene Ontology annotation, molecular function: hydroxymethylglutaryl-CoA lyase activity. Gene Ontology annotation, biological process: ketone body biosynthetic process; L-leucine catabolic process. The record is from RefSeq and is a predicted model, not a curated record. Lineage: Eukaryota; Fungi; Ascomycota; Taphrinomycetes; Taphrinales; Protomycetaceae.